GAAUCUGCACGUUUCAUCUAAAUUCGCUCUUUUGAAUGGCUGAGUAUGAGCGCUGAGCAGCUCGUAGUUAGGGUCCUUGCUUUGCAGACAGUGGUGACCGGACGACUAACCGACCGCCUGAUUUAUAGUGUUUACUGCUGUGCGUCGAGGGCCUGUCCUUGCCGGUAGGAGAUGUCACCGCGCAGCCUCGACGGUUUCGGACGGCUCCUGCGCAGGUCACAGGCACUGUGCGCAUCCCAUCGGACGCAGCAGCGGUCAUCUGCAUGCGUCCCGGAGAGCGAUGGAGCUGGGCCGUCUCCGGAGCUGUCGGGCGGACAUCGGGCCGGCACUGUGUAUCAGCGCUCACCAUCGCACCGGAGCCAGCGCCGCCAGCGGCCGGCCGACGAGGGGCCGACCGAGGGGCCAGGCUCAGCGCUCAGUGCCGUUCCGACCGUGGUUGUGCACUGUUGGACGAGACGAGUGGAGAGCUGGGAGGAGAGAACUAACACCGUCCUGAGAAGCCCCUUCACACUGCGCAAUGCCCGCCGCGAGUGAAGUCGAGAUCGCAGCGCCGCCUAGCGGACUGGAGGAGCAGCACGCGGCGGUGUUCACCGCGGACGCCAUUGCCUUCCUCUUGGACUGCUACACGCGGUUCAGAAAUGAUAUUCAGACGCUGUACGACGAGCGAUGUCGGCGCCAGCUGGCGCUCAACACCAGUGGCGAACUGCCCAUGGUGUCCUCUCAAUCGGCCCGGACGGACGGCGACUGGACGGUGGCGCCUCUACCGGACGGGCUGAAAGACAGGCGGAUCGACCUCGGUGAUGUCACUCCGUCCGAUAUGACUCAGCUGACUGCCGCGCUCAACUCGACCGCCUCAGGAGUUCAGGUAGACUUUGAUGACGGCCACUGCCCCACGUGGCGGAACCAGCUGCUCGGCUGGCACCACGUGAUGCUGGCAUCCACUGGAGACAUGGAGAUGCCUCCGCUGGAGCAGGCGCCCGUGCUGAUGCUGCGGCCACGGGCCUGGAAUAUGACCGAGUAUAACGUGCUGAUCGGCGGCCGGCCGAUGCCCGGAGCGCUGACUGACUAUUGCCUGCUGCUGUUCCACUGCGGCCGAAAGCUGGCGGCGGCCGGACGCGGACCCGCCCUCUACCUGCCCAAACUGGAGGCGGUGCUGGAGGCACGACUGUGGAACAGCAUCUUCUGCUGGACCGAGGACAGGCUGCAGAUGGACAGAGGGACGAUCCGCGCCGUUCUGAUGAUUGAGAACGUCCUGGCGGCGUGUGAGAUCGAGGACAUGCUGUACGAACUGCGGGAACACUCGCUGGGCCUCAACUGUGGCAUGUGGGACUACGCCGCAUCGUUCAUCAGCAAAUUCUCGCGCCGACCGGAGUUUGUCCUGCCUGACCGGGGGACCAACAUCACCAUGGCUGCGCCGUUCCUGACCGCCUACCUGCGGCACGCGCUGUCCGUGGGCCGGCGCAGGAAGGCGCUCGUGACGGCCGGCAUGGCGCCCCAGGUGCUGCCAGAGGACAUCGAGCUCAGAAACUCCAUAAUCACGUCAGUGGUGCUGGCGAAAAGAGCCGAAAUCGAGGAGGGAGUGGAUGGAUUCCUGGCCCAUGACCCCAAAAUGAUCCCUGCGCUACAUCAGCUGUGGGAGGUGGUACACCCGGGCCCUGAGGUAGCGCCGGACCUGUCACAACUGCUGGCCGUGCCGAAAGGCCACAUCACCACUGGCGGCAUCCACGAGAACGUCUGCGUCAGCCUGAUGUUCAUCCACGCCUGGCUGGACGGCCAAGGGCAGUUCGUUCAUCGCGGCAGGAUGGAGGAUUCGGCGACCGCCGAGAUAUCGCGCUCGCAGCUGUGGCAGUGGUGCCGACACCGGGUGCCUCUACACGACUCGCACGGCCCGGUGACCCUGGAGCUGGUCUUUACCGAGAUCGAGAGCGCCGUCAACCUGCUCAAGAAGGCCGGCACGGAUGUCAGUGACGCCGCCCCGCUGCUGAAGAGCCUGAUUCGCAGCGAGGAGUUCAUUCCCUUCAUUACCACCUUCCUCAGCCAACUGCCUGUGGUACAGGAUGCCCCGUGAAGGACCGACACCAGUGGUGUGGGGGUCUGUCGGGAACACCCCGGAGGGUCUAGCAGCGACUGGUGUAGAGGGUCUGUGAGUGACCAGAGGAGGGUGGUGUUGGGGACUCGCCUAGGGUCCAGCUUGAAGGAGGUAUUGUAUGUAGCAUGCCAUGAACCCCGAAGGGUCCAGCGGCAGGUGUAAAAAGCCAGUGGUGUGGAAUCUUAAAGAUCUGAGUCGCUGCUGCCUGGUGCAGCGACCUGUAAAUACUAUGUAGUUAGAUCGACAAUCUAGAACUAGAUCGAGGACUAUGUAGAAUCCGUCUGGUCGGGCGUGAUGAGGUUUCGAGCUGGAUACGCCGGUAUCCUUCGGCUCACCGUGGCGGUUUGUGUGUUACGGGUGGAGGGUCAGAGCCUGUCGGUGUGACGAUCGAUAUCAGAAUCUCAGAUAAAGUUCAGAUUCGUCACCAGCGUGUGAGGUGUGAGCAUACGUCCUGAUCUUUUAUCAAUAUAUGUAUGCAGAGAGGCGUG
Molecule: messenger RNA, 2577 nt
Organism: Amphibalanus amphitrite
Lineage: Eukaryota; Metazoa; Arthropoda; Thecostraca; Balanomorpha; Balanidae
Product: malate synthase-like
Exons: 10
Coding region: 518-2068 (516 amino acids)
Biological process (GO): glyoxylate cycle
Cellular component (GO): cytoplasm
Molecular function (GO): malate synthase activity
Source: RefSeq, a predicted model, not a curated record